AUGUCUACGUCUACUGAGAUAUCCAAUAACAUGUCUACGUCUACUGAGAUAUCCAAUAACAUGUCUACGUCUACUGAGAUAUCCAAUAACAUGUCUACGUCUACCGAGAUAUCCAAUAACAUGUCUACGUCUACCGAGAUAUUCAAUAAGAUGUCUAAUUCUACUAAGAUAUUCAAUAACAUGUCUAAGUCUACUGAGAUAUCCAAUAACAUGUCUACGUCUACUGAGAUAUCCAAUAACAUGUCUACGUCUACCGAGAUAUCCAAUAACAUGUCUAAGUCUACCGAGAUAUCCAAUAACAUGUCUACGUCUACCGAGAUAUUCAAUAACAUGUCUACGUCUACCGAGAUAUUCAAUAACAUGUCUAAGUCUACUGAGAUAUCCAAUAACAUGUCUACGUCUACUGAGAUAUCCAAUAACAUGUCUACGUCUACCGAGAUAUCCAACAACACGUCUACAUCUACCGAGAUAUUCAAUAACAUGUCUACGUCUACCGAGAUAUCCAAUAACAUGUCUACGUCUACCGAGAUAUCCAAUAACAUGUCUACGUCUACCGAGAUAUCCAAUAACAUGUUUACGUCUACCAAGAUAUCCAAUAACACGUCUACGUCUACCGAGAUAUCCAAUAACAUGUCUACGUCUACCAAGAUAUCAAAUAACAUGUCUACGUCUACCGAGAUAUCCAAUAACAUGUCUACGUCUACCGAGAUAUCCAAUAACAUGUCUACGUCUACUGAGAUAUCCAAUAACAUGUCUACGUCUACCGAGAUAUCCAAUAACAUGUCUACGUCUACCGAGAUAUUCAAUAACAUGUCUACGUCUACUGAGAUAUCCAAUAACAUGUCUACGUCUACUGAGAUAUCCAAUAACAUGUCUACGUCUACUGAGAUAUCCAAUAACAUGUCUACGUCUACUGAGAUAUCCAAUAACACGUCUACGUCUACUGAGAUAUUCAAUAACAUGUCUACGUCUACUGAGAUAUCCAAUAACAUGUCUACGUCUACCGAGAUAUCCAAUAACAUGUCUACGUCUACCGAGAUAUUCAAUAACAUGUCUACGUCUACUGAGAUAUCCAAUAACAUGUCUACGUCUACCGAGAUAUUCAAUAACAUGUCUACGUCUACUGAGAUAUCCAAUAACACGUCUACGUCUACUGAGAUAUUCAAUAACAUGUCUACGUCUACUGAGAUAUCCAAUAACAUGUCUACGUCUACCGAGAUAUCCAAUAACAUGUCUACGUCUACCGAGAUAUUCAAUAACAUGUCUACGUCUACCGAGAUAUUCAAUAACAUGUCUACGUCUACUGAAAUAUCCAAUAACAUGUCUACGUCUAUUGAGAUAUCCAAUAACAUGUCUACGUCUACCGAGAUAUUCAAUAACAUGUCUACGUCUACCGAGAUAUCCAAUAACAUGUCUACGUCUACUGAGAUAUCCAAUAACAUGUCUACGUCUACCGAGAUAUUCAAUAACAUGUCUACGUCUACCGAGAUAUUCAAUAACAUGUCUACGUCUACCGAGAUAUUCAAUAACAUGUCUACGUCUACCGAGAUAUUCAAUAACAUGUCUACGUCUACUGAGAUAUCCAAUAACAUGUCUACGUCUACCGAGAUAUUCAAUAACAUGUCUACGUCUACUGAGAUAUCCAAUAACAUGUCUACGUCUACUGAGAUAUCCAAUAACAUGUCUACGUCUACCGAGAUAUCCAAUAACAUGUCUACGUCUACCGAGAUAUCCAAUAACAUGUCUACGUCUACUGAGAUAUCCAAUAACAUGUCUACGUCUACUGAGAUAUCCAAUAACAUGUCUACGUCUACCGAGAUAUCCAAUAACAUGUCUACGUCUAUUGAGAUAUCCAAUAACAUGUCUACGUCUACCGAGAUAUUCAAUAACAUGUCUACGUCUACCGAGAUAUCCAAUAACAUGUCUACGUCUACUGAGAUAUCCAAUAACAUGUCUACGUCUACCGAGAUAUUCAAUAACAUGUCUACGUCUACUGAGAUAUCCAAUAACAUGUCUACGUCUACCGAGAUAUUCAAUAACAUGUCUACGUCUACCGAGAUAUUCAAUAACAUGUCUACGUCUACUGAGAUAUCCAAUAACAUGUCUACGUCUACCGAGAUAUUCAAUAACAUGUCUACGUCUACUGAGAUAUCCAAUAACAUGUCUACGUCUACUGAGAUAUCCAAUAACAUGUCUACGUCUACCGAGAUAUCCAAUAACAUGUCUACGUCUACCGAGAUAUCCAAUAACAUGUCUACGUCUACUGAGAUAUCCAAUAACAUGUCUACGUCUACUGAGAUAUCCAAUAACAUGUCUACGUCUACCGAGAUAUCCAAUAACAUGUCUACGUCUACCGAGAUAUCCAAUAACAUGUCUACGUCUACUGAGAUAGCCGUGGCGUUAUUAUGA
This is a messenger RNA of Biomphalaria glabrata, 2409 nucleotides long. RefSeq lists its product as uncharacterized. Bases 1 to 2409 code for a protein of 802 amino acids. The record is from RefSeq and is a predicted model, not a curated record. The transcript has a single exon. NCBI's taxonomy places the organism in Eukaryota, Metazoa, Mollusca, Gastropoda, Planorbidae.